Pogona vitticeps (central bearded dragon) is the source of this 2333-nucleotide messenger RNA. RefSeq names its product chromosome 3 C2orf49 homolog (gene TSLIG2). Gene Ontology annotation, cellular component: tRNA-splicing ligase complex. Lineage: Eukaryota; Metazoa; Chordata; Lepidosauria; Squamata; Agamidae. The record is from RefSeq and is a predicted model, not a curated record. Gene Ontology annotation, biological process: embryonic morphogenesis.
GGAACCGGAAGGAACCCGGCGAAGGGAGGCUCAGCGAGCCAAUCAGGAUUGCAUUCGGAAAGAUGGCGGCGAUCGAUGUCCGAGAGCGCUCUGGAGGGGAGGGAGGGAGUCGGUCGGACGCGGACCUGCUGCUGCACCCGGAGCUCCUCUCGCAGGACUUUUUGCUGCUUACGCUCGAGCAGAAAAAUAUUCCAGUUGAAGAUGGAGUGAAGAUCAGUAAAGACAGACUUACUGAUCUCUAUGUUCAGCACGUGAUACCAUUGCCACAACGUGAUUUGCCAAAAACUAGGUGGGGAAAGCUGAUGGAGAAGAAAAGAGGGCAGCACACAUUGAAACAUGACAUCAAAAGCACUGCGACUGUGGAAAAUCUAAGGAAGCGACCUCUCAUUGUGUUUGAUGGCAGCUCUACAAGUACAAGCAUAAAAGUAAGGAAGACAGAGAACGGAGCUGUUGAAGGCGUAAAACUCCCUACAGCGGGAAGUCCGGCUAGCACGUGCAGGAGACUGCCUGUUCCUUCAAAUUCUUCAACAUGCAAAUCCGCCUCCAAUCUUUCACCGGACUCAAAAGUGGAAUCUGGGAUUAAUGAAGUUAAACGGAACAAUAUUUUAGCCAAUAACAGUAUAAUAUCUACUCAGAAGUUGUCACCGUUGGUGCCUGUAACAGGAACUACUGUUGUAAAAUUAAAGAGAACUGCCCCAAGAGAAGAAUCGGAUUCACCAAAUGACCUAAAACCUUCUGAAUCAAAAAAGAAGAUUCAACAUGUAACAUGGCCAUGAACAUACAGAGUUGGAAGUGUAAAUAAUAUGAAAUCUUCAUUUUGAAACAGGCAAGUUGUCUUGAACAGAGUUGCAGAUUGCAGUGGAUUCUUUAUAAUGUUAAUAUCCUACAAUAUAAAGCAAACACCAUACUCUCACUUAUCACCUGAAGCCAUUUCCUCGAUUGCAUUAUGAGUUAUCUACUUGCCCUUCUAGUAGUUGGUUUUGGUAGAACAAGAUUAAUUUACCAGUCUUCUUUUAGAAUUUUCAACUGUCUGAUUGUUCAGUCCUUGCAUGACUUGAUAGAGGAGAUCCAUGUGAGUUUACAACUGUUCAUGUUCAACUGUACUCAGAUAAAUGCAGAUCCUGUUACAGGUGUGUUCAGGUGCAGUGGAAGACUGCUUCCCCUUUCUGCUGAACCUCCCAUGGUGAUAAAAUAGAUUUUGCACAAACCAUUCUGUUAACAGGGCUAGAAAAUAUUUCAAGUCUUUGAGUGCCAGUACCAAGAAUUUAGAUGACAUCUGGACUGUUCCAGCCCUGCUGUGAGGCUGUGGUUACCUCUCACAAGUGGAAUGGGGUGGGGGAGCGGAACUGUACAAUGUCUUUGCUUCAAAUUGAAGUUUUUGUUAUAAUUGAAGAUGAAUGCAUUUCUGUUUUCAUUGGAGAUACAUGGAGGCACACUAAUGGGCUGUGAAUGGAAAGCAUUUGAGGGAAAAUAGUGCAUGAUCUUAUGUUGUGCUUAAAAGUACAUGCAUUAGCAUUUUGCACAAAACACUUGUACAUUUGUGGAAGACCUUACUUGCCUGCUUAUAACAUGCCUGCUAAAAUCCAGGAAGAAAACUUAACACCUAUUGAGUAGUUUGGAAAUAUGGCGUUAAUGAAUUGUACUAAAAAUAAACAGUGGAAGUUUGUGAAGGGUCAGAGCAAAGCAAAACAAAACAAAAACCCUGAACUUUUUUCUUUCUGUAAGUAAUUGGAGCCAAUUUCUUCUGGAUUGUGAGAAAUUUGCUCUAGUUUUUUUUUUAAUGUUUGGAUCAUGAUCCCAUGCACAAAAUAAUACUGAAUCCUAUGCAUAAAGGAGAUUUCUUUUCCUAAAUGCUCUGAAGAUGAUGGUAACAUCUCAGAAAAAUUACUUAGUUUCAGAAAUUGUAAAUGUGAAAAACAGUUUCUAUGAAACCAAUGUAAAAUGAAAUGAAACCAUAAUAAGAAUUGCCUAACUAUUGAUACACAAUGGGCAUGAUCCAACUGAUUUUUAGCACAUUGAUUUUAGUAGAACUGUUAAUGUACAUACAGUACCUCUUUCUCAGUAAAAGAGACUUGGAGGCUACAGCCCUCUAUCUCAAAGUAAUGCAGAAUUAAUAGUACUUACUCCUGAGUAAACAUAUGUAGGGUUGCACUGUUGGUGUAUAACUUCCACUAGAUCAUAAAACAAUAUUGUGUGUUUGCAGUGUUUGCCUCUUCCUGAAAACUUGUUCAAGUUUUGUACUUUAGUACAGCACAGUUUAAUUUUGUGUGUUUUGUAUUUGAACAGCUGUGUUUUUAUUAGCCUUAUCUGGUUUAAAUAAAUUGAAUCUGAAA